AGCUGAUCAAAUAAGGAACUAUGCACGUGAUUCCUCCCCCGAAAAAGAAAGAUGGCGGCGGAUAUUAUGUACACAAUACACUUUUAUGUCUUAUUUGUGCUUUUAACGCUUCGAUGUUCUUCUAGUUUUAUCGGCAAUGGUGAGAACUACCGACGGAAUUUAUCCCUGGAGCUUAACCCUGGUCUAAACUCCUCGCUGACGCCGCUACCCCCUGGUGUUGGCUUGCUCCAUGUGCGGGCGCUGGGCAAGAACGACACACUGCACUACCUCCUCUGCAGCCAGGGGGCGCCAGCAUUACUACUGGUGCACACAAACUCCACUUCAUCCAAGGUGAAGGUAGACUGGCCUGCCUUCUUGGUACAAAAUACCACAGGCAGCCUGAAAUUGACUCCGGAGAGCAGUGUUCUGUACAGCAACGCACUCGUCUUUACCAGACUGUGGGAGUACGACGAUGUCAACGACACAGCCGUCCCCGAGCACCUACCCCCCUCCAGCUUCUUCCAGCCCUACGAGCUGCAGAACUUCACCUGGGAUGACCUGAACAAGACACUUGACCCCAUGGCCCACACCGCCCUGCUCUGUGGAAGAGGCGCCAGUGAGAGCUUCAGCAACGGUUCGCUCUGUCUGAAGUUCUCAGCCUUUGAUGUUGAGGGCCGGGACCAAGGCUGGCCCAGCCUCCUCCACAACGCAAACUCCUCCCAGCUGAGGGUGGUGCUGGACGGUGUGGUCCCGAGGUCCAAUCGCUCCCGCUUCUCUCUAGAGCUACAGGUUGUGGGCGGCACCCAGGCCAUGAGCAGAGUGGAUGUGCUCCAGUCAAUAGAUGAUGAAUACACACCCUCCAUAUUCAAGGUAUCUCAGUGGGUGUCCUCUCCAGUCAACUCCACCUCUCCUGUUCUUGGCUAUGCCCAAUGGAAGCCCGUGGCCUACCGCAGGCCAUCGCCUGUCUUUGAGGACGCCACUCCCUGCCGCCACUCAACCCCUGUCCCCGUAGCCCAGCUUCCCCCCUCCGGCCUAGUGCGGGCGUAUUUUGGAGGGGAGCGCCAGACCACCGGGCUCAACAUGACCUUCAGUAUCACUGGAGACCCAUUCUACAACACCACCAACUACCUCAGCUGGACUGUGUUGGUGGGGCUGGGCUCUCCUCCUGUGGACUCGUUCUCUCCCCUGGUUCUGGUCAUCAUGGCGGUGGGGCUGGGCACUCCCAUGCUGAUCAUCCUGCUUGGCGGGGUAUGUGUGUGUGUCCGCAAGAACAGGCCCCAACCACAGGUCUAUGAGCCAAUCAACUGAGGCCAAGCCAGGAUAUGUGUACUUUUAAGUCCUGCUUUAACCAGUUUCUUGCCAAUGAGCAGACACCUCUGGGCCCAUUUUAUUCCCAAAAGUUAGCUGGAUUUAGCCUAUCGGAUAGGAUUAAAUGCAUAAGAAAUAGAAUGGAUUAAUCAUUUACUUGAAUGGGGACAACUGUUCUGUUACUUAUAUUUCUAUGCAUUUAAUCCUAUCUGAUAGGUGAAAAACUGGGCCCUGGUGUCCGGCAGGUGUCACUCAUUCAUACAAAAUUAAAAUGAGGUACAUGACUGUCUAAUAUGGCCACCCAUUGUUGGCACAACGGGCCAAUAAGGCUUUGACAGAAACACAUUUUUAACCACUUGCAUAAUUUAGGAAUGGGCUGAAUCAUCUUGUGGAAGAGAAAGCCCAUGAAUGAGUUGAUUUAGUUGUGCUUGGAAAUGCCAAAGGCUCCCUCCCAUCUCAAACCUAACAUUCCAUGUGAGAACAUACAGUGCCUUGCGAAAGUAUUCGGCCCCCUUGAACUUUGCGACCUUUUGCCACAUUUCAGGCUUCAAACAUAAAGAUAUAAAACUGUAUUUUUUGUGUGAAAAAUCAA
This is a messenger RNA of Oncorhynchus gorbuscha (pink salmon), 1879 nucleotides long. Its product is annotated as glycosylated lysosomal membrane protein. The coding region runs from base 52 to 1287 and encodes 411 amino acids. The transcript has 6 exons. Lineage: Eukaryota; Metazoa; Chordata; Actinopteri; Salmoniformes; Salmonidae. The record is from RefSeq and is a predicted model, not a curated record. Gene Ontology annotation, cellular component: lysosome.